Messenger RNA from Topomyia yanbarensis, 3439 nucleotides. It is a transcript of the gene Gnf1, whose product is annotated as replication factor C subunit 1. Gene Ontology annotation, molecular function: DNA binding; ATP hydrolysis activity; DNA clamp loader activity. The transcript is spliced from 4 exons. Gene Ontology annotation, biological process: DNA repair; DNA replication. The record is from RefSeq and is a predicted model, not a curated record. Bases 156 to 3389 code for a protein of 1077 amino acids. Gene Ontology annotation, cellular component: nucleus; DNA replication factor C complex. NCBI's taxonomy places the organism in Eukaryota, Metazoa, Arthropoda, Insecta, Diptera, Culicidae.
CCAAAGUUUUGCUUCGUCUGCUUCGUUUUUUCGCACAUCAAAAAUAUACGCAUUCUUCUACCGCUAUAAUAUAAAUAAGUCGUGAUACAUUUUGGAAUGCUUUUUUCCUGUUGAAAUAUUUUGAGUGAGAAAUUAUACAAUCAUCGUUUGGCAGAAUGUCAAAGGACAUCCGCUCUUUCUUCAGCGUAGGAGCUAAAUCCAAAAAGCCGGACACACCGAAACCAAGUCCCCAACAGGCAGCGCCGAAACGGAAAGCUAUCGUCUAUAGCGACGAUGAGGAGCCGGAGAAGGAACGUAAACAGUUGGAAGUCGCUGAGAAGCCCAGUUCACUGAACAAGAAAAGACGCGUGAUCGAUUCGGACGAUGAAGAGAAAACUUCACCUGUGAAGUCGAAGAAGAGUUCCAGUUCCUCGGGAUCCGUCGGAUCGAGCAAACUGAAGCCGGUCAGUGCAGCAGACGUUUUCAGCUCGGCACCGGUCAAACGAAUCGAGACACCCAGACCGAGUAAGAAAGCUAUCAAGGAGGAAAUUGAAAUUCAUUCGGAUGAUGAAUUCGAAAAAACGCUGAUUGGGCUGGAUGACAGCGGAGUUGUGCCAGAGACUCCGAAAGCGACGAAAAAUGGCAAGGACAAAAUUAGUCCGGCGAAAAAGGAGAAGGAUGAACGGAAGACUAACGGCCAUGGAGACCAUAGGGAGAAGGUUAUAACCACGGAUAAAAAGAGGGAAGAGAAAAGGAAGGAUACUCCGGAAAAGAAGAGGGAAGAGAAACGAAAACAUACUCCAGAAAAGAAACGUGAAGAGAAAAAGGAUACUCCGGAGAAAAAGCGGGAAGAGAAAAGGAAGGAAACUCCGGAGAAGGUUAAAUCUCAAAGUUCGGAAAAGAAAAAAGAGAAGCCGGUUCUUAGCAAAGACUCAAGUACCGAGGAAAGUACUACUCCCAAAGCAUCCAAAAAGAAUCUCAACGAAUCCGUUUUGUCUGAUGAGGAGCGACACGAACGAAAGCGUAUGUCCGCGAUGUUGUACCAAAAGUUCAAGAAUCGAGCUGGUCCAUCAAACCCGGGAAGUAAAGAGAUACCCAAAGGCAAGCCAAACUGUUUGCUGGGUCUCCAGUUUGUUGUAACGGGCGUUCUGGAUUCACUGGAACGAGAUGAAUGCGCUCAGAUUAUCAAAGAUUUUGGUGGAAAGGUGGUCAGUUCGGUGACCAAAAAGGUUACCCACAUGGUCAUCGGUGAGGAAGCUGGACCUUCCAAACUUGCGAAAGCAGAGGAAUUUGGAAUACCUCAGCUUUCCGAAGACGCAUUUCUUGAUUUGAUUCGGGAACGGUCUGGUCUUCCGACAACUGGUGUUCCGAAAAGGGAUUCUUCAACAAAAGCUUCCGUUAAAGAAGAAAAAUCCCCUUCGAAAGAAAAGAAACGUAAAAAGACGGACGAACCGGUACCGAACAAGCGAACUCCAGAGAAAAAGCCUUCGGAAUCGAAUUCGACACUUCCGAAGGUACCAAAAAUUCCCAAACUUGAAAAAUCUUCUCCUGAGAAAUCGAAAAUUUCUAAAAUGGAGAGCAAAUCACCGGAAAAGAAGCCUCAGGUCGCUUCUCCAACGAAACGCGCGGAGAGCGCCUACGAAAAGGACAUCCACAGCACCGACAACAUGGCCUGGGUGGACAAAUACAAACCGACCUCGGUGAAGCAAAUUAUCGGCCAAACCGGAGCAUCAAGCAAUGUUCAAAAAUUAACGAACUGGCUAUCCAAGUGGCACUCGAAUCAGGACGGUAAAAAAAAGAUUCCCCGACCAAAUCCUUGGGCUAAAAAUGACGAUGGCAGUUACUAUCGGGCAGCGCUUCUCUCCGGACCACCGGGAGUCGGAAAAACGACCACGGCUACGCUAGUCUGUAAGGAGCUUGGGUUCGAUGCGGUUGAGUUCAAUGCUUCCGAUACGCGUAGCAAGAAACUGCUGAAGGAGGAAGUCUCGGAGCUGCUGAGCAACAAGUCUCUGUUUGGUUACUUUACCGGAUCGGGGAAGAAGGGUGAAAUGGUAACCAAUAAGCAUGUACUGAUAAUGGACGAAGUUGACGGGAUGGCAGGAAAUGAGGACCGUGGCGGGAUCCAGGAGUUGAUUGGACUGAUCAAGGAGAGUCAUGUGCCGAUCAUAUGCAUGUGUAACGAUCGGAACCAUCAGAAGAUGCGCUCGCUGGUUAACUAUUGCUACGAUUUAAAGUUCAGUAAGCCGAGGGUUGAGCAGAUUAAGGGAGCUAUGAUGUCAGUUUGCUUCAAGGAAGGUCUCAAGUUGGCUCCUGGAGCACUGGAGGAAAUUAUAGCCGGUACCGGUGGUGAUAUCCGUCAGACACUCAACCAUUUGGCUAUGUACAGUGCCGGAAAAGCAAGCGGUUUAAGCUUGAGCUUGGAUAAGGCUAAACAGGGAGCGGACUCAGCCCGCAAGGAUGUUAAGUUGGGUCCGUGGGAAGUAAUAAGAAAGGUCUUCUCAGCCGAGGAUCACAAGAAUAUGUCAAUCCACGACAAGUCAGAUCUGUUCUUUCACGAUUACAGCUUAGCACCGCUGUUCGUGCAGGAAAAUUAUCUGAAAGUUACGCCGAAAGUUCCAAAAACACAAGUUAUGGAUCAAAUUGCAUUGACGGCAGACAGUUUGAGCCGAGGAGACAUGGUUGACCGGAGAAUAAGAUCGAACAUGGCCUGGUCGUUGUUACCACUUCAAGCCAUGUACACUUCGGUACUGCCCGGAGAAUAUAUGGAAGGUUUCUUCAGCGGACAGAUCAAUUUCCCCGGUUGGUUGGGAAAGAACUCAAAAGCAACGAAGCGUAAGCGUUUGGCACAGGAGAUUCACGAUCACACCAGAACUUGUACUUCCGGCUCAAGACUCUCGGUUAGAUUGGACUAUGCACCGUAUCUUUUAGAUGCGAUUGUCCGACCGCUAAAGGAGAAUGGAUCGGAUGGUGUGGCGGAAUCGCUGGGCGUCAUCCGAGAUUAUCAUUUACUCAGAGAGGAUUUGGAAUCACUUGUCGAGCUAACUAGUUGGCCCAAAAAGAAAAGUCCAAUGGAGUCGGUAGAUGGGAAGGUGAAAGCCGCACUGACCAGGGCUUACAACAAGGAGAUUGCUCCCUAUUCCUAUUCGGUAGUGAAUGCCGUCAAGAAGAAGAAAGCUGAGGCAGCCGAGGAAGCUGCUGCCGAAAUGUAUGGCGAAGAUGAUGAAAUUAAUAAUGCGGCUGUCGAGUCCGAAGAGGAUAAGGAUGAUGAUGAUAUGGAAAAUAAUGCUUUCAUCAAGGUCAAGAAGAAGCCUGCUGGAAAGGGAGCCGCAGCAGCUUCCGCGGCUGGGAGUAGCAAAGCGAGUGGUUCGAAACCGAAAGGAACUACUUCGACCAAAGGCAAGAAAAAGUAGGUUCUUGUUCUAAUUAUACUGUUUCGUAUUUUUUGUAUUGAUUUAUGUUA